CACAGUUCGGAAAUCAAAUACAUGCGCUGAUGAGGGAAGGAGUCCCCUCCCCCUGGUGUCUUACGCAACGUCAUCCGAGGCCGAGAGCAGAGUCGAAGAAGCAAGCAGACUGGUGAUCGCCAACCUCUGACCGGAUCAGCCUUCACGAGUGCGUUCCGACAUCACAACCCGCGCCGCAUAGCGGUUCGGGACACCGGAUGACGUUCCCUUCGUCCAGUCCAGGCAUGGGUCUGCAAUCCAAACCCCCACCGUCGAGGAGACGAUACAUCAAAACUCGCCGUUGUGAUUCGCCUGAUUGUCAAUCUGGGCCGUGGCCUUUUUCGUCCGAUCAUUCCAGAUCAUGGAUAAUAACCUUAGCAGAGGCAAGCUCGCGGGAAGAGAGCAUAGCCACCAACGCCCAUGUCUCAACAUGCGGUGAUCCGCGUUUCCGGGUUUCGGCCUGGCCUGUCAAUCUUGCGCUUGGCUUUAGGGAGUGGGGAGCCGUAUCGGACCAGCUGGAAGCCGCCCGCGUGGCGGGAUUGAUCGGCGACUAUUGCGUUGCGCGGGCCAACAUUCAAAACGCAGAGGUUACAAGCUUUGGGCCGGUUUUGCCGUCUCCAGUAUAUAAAAUCUACGGUUCCCCGGAUUUCGGCACCCGUCGUACAUGGGGGCGGAGUUUGGCCCCGGUGAAAUAGCAACAACCUGACACAGACGGUCGGUGCUCGGACCAGUGCUUUUGGCUUCUGCCCCUUCAGACGAGGGUAGUGGUUGGCACUAAACGGCUGAAUAUAUCCGAUGGCAUUUGAACCAUUUAGCAGGUCCCUCAACUACCUAGGCGUAUGAAGGACACGGGGCCAUUCCAGACGAGCCUGACAGACGCUCGUACCAAUAUUCUAUUCUCUGUGAGUCACCGCAGCUAAUAAGUAGGAUGACUGUUCAGAGGCGAUGCC
Molecule: messenger RNA, 929 nt
Organism: Colletotrichum navitas
Lineage: Eukaryota; Fungi; Ascomycota; Sordariomycetes; Glomerellales; Glomerellaceae
Exons: 1
Source: RefSeq, a predicted model, not a curated record